This is a messenger RNA of Paralichthys olivaceus (Japanese flounder), 7120 nucleotides long. The record is from RefSeq and is a predicted model, not a curated record. Lineage: Eukaryota; Metazoa; Chordata; Actinopteri; Pleuronectiformes; Paralichthyidae.
CCUUCAGUGCAGAAGAUGGGCGGCGGCAGGAAGAAGACAGUGUCCUUCAGCAGCAUGCCGUCUGAGAAGAAGGUGAGCAGCGCGGCGGACUGCCUGGCGUUCAUGCAGGGCGGCUGUGAACUGAAGAAGAUCCGGCCCAACUCCAGGGUCUACUGUCGUUUCUACACCCUGGACCCGGACCUGAGCUGCCUGCGCUGGGAGCCGUCGAAGAAGGACGGCGAGCGGGCUCGGCUGGACGUCUGCAGCGUCCGGGAGGUCCGCAUCGGGAAGAGCACCGAGACCUUCCUCCACAACGGCCCCCUGUCUGAGCAGCUGGCUGAGGAGGCAGCCUUCUCCAUCAUCCAUGGAGACGACUACCAGUCUCUGGACCUGGUCGCACUGUCUGCUGAUGUGGCCAACAUCUGGGUGACGGGCCUCCGCUACCUGUUGGCCCACCCGUCUGUGAUCGGUGGGGCUGGGGGAGGUGGUGGAGGAGGGCUGGGUGAAGGAGGGGGUGUGGCGGUUGAUGGAAGCCUGGGGAGCAAGAUGAGGAGCGAGUGGCUGGCGGCGGAGUUCGCCCAGGUGGACGAGGACGGCUACGGCAUCGUGUCGGAGGACGUCGCGGUCGCCACCAUCUGCAAACUGUGUCCCGGCAUCAAGGAAGCGAAGGUGCGUCAGCGUUUCAAGGAGAUCCAGCGCAGCAAAGAGAAGCUGACGUCCCAUGUGACACGAGAGGAGUUCGAGGAGGCCUUCUGCGAGCUCUGCACCCGGCCCGACGUCUACUUCUUACUGGUGCAGCUGUCCAAGGACCGGGAGUGUCUGGACCCUCAGGACCUCCGUCUCUUCCUGGAGACGGAGCAGGGUUUGUCCCUGGCGACGACCGAGGGCUGCUGGGAGCUGCUGAGGCGCCACGAGCCGUCGGCGCAGGGCAGGGAGAGGGGGCUGCUGGGUUUGGACGGAUUCGCUCGCUACCUGCAGUCGCCCGAGUGUCAGCUGCUGGACCCGGAGCACCUGGGGGUCUGUCAGGACAUGAACCUGCCUCUGUCCCACUACUACGUCAGCACCUCGUACCGCUCGUACCUGCUGGACGACCAGGUCCACGGCAGAGCCGACCUCGGAGGCCUGAUUAAGUCCCUGCAGUGUGGCUGUCGAUGCCUGGAGCUGGGGGUGACUGACGGCCCAGAAGGGGAGCCCCUCCUGGGGGUCGACUACGGUCCAGAGGUCCCCCGCCACCAUCACCACCACCACCAUCACCACCACGCUCCUGUGACCAUCCGCUCUGCUCUGGAGGUGGUGAACAAGUACGCCUUCCUGACCUCUCAGUACCCGCUGCUGGUGUACCUGUGCCAGCGCUGCUCUCCGGCACAGCAGCGCACAAUGGCGCAGCACCUGAAGAAAGUGUUCGGCUCCCGUCUCUACAAGCCAGAGCCCCUGCCCGUCAGCCUGGGAGGCCGGGCUACGACCCUGCCCUCCCCCGAGCAGCUGAAGGGACGCAUCCUGCUCGUCGGGAAGAAGCUGCCGCCGGAGCAGCAAGGGUCAGACGGCGAGGUGUCUGAGGAGGAUGAGGAGAUAGGAGGAGGAGGGCCUUUGGCAGGACGGCGAAUGACCAUCCCCGGUGAGGAGGAACUGGGCGUGGUCUUAGUGGUGCCUCCACCCUCUCAACCCAGAAAGUUGCGUCUCAACAAAGAGCUGUCAGACCUGGUGGCCAUCGCUCGGACCGGCAGCCGCAGCUUCUACGCCCAGAGAGCGAGCCAGCAGCAGUCACCGACCAGCAGCCCCUCCUCCCCCAGCACGCCGCUGGCCCCUGAGCCGCCUUGUUGGACCCUGUGCUCCCUGGGGGAGGGAGAGGCCGGGCGGCUGACCAGCGAGAGCCCGGAGGACCUGGUCAUGUUCACAAAGCGCACUUUAACCAGGGUGCGGCCCAGCUCAGUGCGUCUGGACUCCAGUAACCCCAACCCACAAGGGUACUGGAAGGGAGGGGUCCAGCUCGUGGCCUUGAACCAGCAGACCCCCGGCGCCAUGCUGGACCUUCACCGAGGUCGAUUCUCUCAGAACGGAGGGUGUGGUUACGUCCUCCGACCGACUGUGAUGAGGGACGAGGUGUCGUACUUCAGUGCCCACACACAGGGAUGUGUUCCAGGGGUUCCUCCUCAGACGCUUCGCAUCAAGGUCAUCAGUGCCCAUAACCUGCCCAAGCCUCAGGGGUCGGGGGCGAAGGGAGAGGUCAUCGACCCGUACGUGGUUCUGGAGCUGCACGGCGUCCCGGCCGACUGCGCCGAGCAGCGGACACGCACGGCUGCUCAGAACCAGGACGACCCGCUGUUUGAUGAGACCUUUGAGUUCCAGGUAAACAUGCCGGAGCUGGCCUUGCUGCGCUUUGUGGUUUUAGACGACGACUACAUCGGAGACGAUUUCAUCGGCCAGUACAGCGUAGCCUUCGAGUGCCUUCAGCCCGGCUACCGCAACGUGCCCCUGCUGGGACUGGUGGGCGACCCCUUACCCCACACCAGCCUGUUUGUCCACGUGGCGAUCACCAACCGGCGAGGAGGCGGGAAGGCCCAGAGACGGGGUCUGUCGGUGAGGAGGGUGGGCCGACGGGGGAGGGAGUACGUCACGCUGAGGCACACGGGCAUCAAGGUGGUGGACGAGACUUUCAAAACGGCCGGCCCCACCCUCAGGGAGGCGGCGGUCCUGCGGGAGGAUGCUCAGAGCACGACGGCGAGUUUCAAAGAGCAGUGUGGGCUCCCCACGGUGGCCAAGCUCAAGCAGUGCAUCCAGAGCUUGGCCCCCAGGCUGCAGAGCCCCGAGGGCGUCAUGGGGGCCACCAUGGUGCUGAGGGAGGGCUACCCCUGUCUGGAGCCACUGGCCAACCUGUCGGAGGCGACACGCAAACUGCUCGCCGCCUACGACACGAUGAUCGCCGCUCAGAAGCAGCUGAUCGAGAACGCAGACGCCGUCCAGGAGAGGAUCGACCAGGUGCAGAGAGAAGGCAUGGACUUCCACGAGGAUCUGUCUCGGCUCGCGGAGAAGGAAGGACUGAAGGGAAGGAAGCUGAGUAAAGCUGUGGAGAGUUUCACCUGGAACAUCACUGUCCUCAAGGGUCAGAGCGAUCUGUUACGGGGAGCGAAGGUCGAUUCCCUGGAUGCUCUGAGGCAGUUGGCUCUGGCCUGUGAAGCCUGCGGACUCACCUCCCCCUCCACCAACUCCUCAUCCUCCACCUUCUCCGCACCCGAGUUACACUACUCCUCCCACUCGCUGUCGGGCCGCCGCGGCAGCACGCAUGGCAACGGACGCAUUUGACGCACCUCCCUGCCCCCCGGGUCCAGCACGCUGCCAAAGACGGAAAGGGAGUGAAUAGAGUAAAUAGAGAGGAUGUGAGAAAGACGGAAAAAUAGAAAAGCAGAGGAGGAACCUCUUCACCCAGUGUGUAGACUUGCCUAGAACAGUAUAUCUGUUAAAGCCUUACGGUGAGUCCAUCCAUUUAUCACUGACGGUCCGGCCUGAGCAGAAGCUUCUCAUGAAUGUCCCAACUCAGAGGUGGAGAAGCAGACGUGGCUCCUCGAACCCUGGACGGCUCCUGCUCGACUUUCUAAAAGACCCAUAGACAGCUGCGUAAUUAGUGACAAUGGCGCUGUGGUAGAGCGGAUGUUUACAGUCCUGUUGGUGUUUUAGACGUGGAGAUGUAGAGCUGACGGAACAGUUAUGAUCCAGCCUCAGCAGAGCAGCUUGUCCUUUGGGAAGAUAUCGGGACCUCUGUGUGUGUGUGUGUGUGUGUGUGCAAUUUCACAAAUGUUUGAAUUGACAGAAGUAAAGAUGAGGAUAUAAUACUCGGAUUUUAAUAUUUGUGUUUUUUAGAUUUAACUGCAGUCAAUGCAACUAACCUUUAUCCGUGGACUUCGUGUGAAAAGCACAUUCCUCCUGCAUCUUAAGGAGAAAAGUAGAAGCUUUAAAUGAACGUGACAUGAAUGACUCUGCUGAAGAUGGGCGUCACCUUAAGUAGAACAGUACGUGAUUGACAGUUAUUGACUGUUUUUAAGUCUCCAAACACGGUGGCCGUUACCGAGAUGCCACAUUAAACUAAUUUCUGAAUGAAUCUGAAGAAAAAAAAUAGACGACAUCAUAAAUAUCUACAGCUGUUGAUAAGAUUUGAGAGUUUGGAGACAGAAAGUCAAACGAAUCUAAUAAUUUGUCUUUGCAUCUCUUCUCUUUGUCCAGUUGCUCCGAUAGAGAUGAAUUGUGUUGUGUGUUGAAUAGUGUCGAUGCACACAGACACACACACACACAGGUCACCGUUAUCUCCCCUCUGGACGCCUCUUUCACGCUCACUCGGCGAGGGCACGGCUGUAACGUGAGCAAUGAGGUGUAGCGGAUACGACGGUAACCGGAGAAGUAAGUGUGUUGAUACUGUAGUACUACAUGUGUGUGGAUAGUAGUACACGUGCGGAUCACAUUACCUCCUUCGCCGACGUGUGUGUCGGUGUGUGUUUGUGUGUAGAAGCAACAGAUUCCUGCAGCGUUGAUGACGUUUACCAUGUAGCAAUAAUAAUAGUUGUUGGUUAUGAGAAAGUGUAUGAGGCUGUUUAACUCACUGAAUGAUUGAAAACAACAUAACUAACUGGUGUCCCGCAGGUGCUACUGAUCACGGCUCGUCGUUGUGCGUACCUGUCAGUGACGUUGGCGUUCCUCGAAGCCUUUUGAGUGUAACUGUGUGUUUCUUCUUAGAAAAAACACCUGAUUCUCGUUCUUUUAACUGAGCUUUUGUACUCGUGUUCUUGUAUCUUGUGAUGCUGCGUUUGAACCAAACUUGACUCAAUUAAUGCUAACACACAGGACUAAGCUAACAGGAUUAGAAAUACCUCCUUCAAUACCGUCACACGUCACAGUUGUCAGAUCUCCAGUGAUUUUCACGCCUCAGUCGAUUAGAUUAAAUGUCUCGGAAAUGCCAAAUUAUCUUUAGAAAUAAGAAAAUCAGAAAGAAAGCAUAGAGUAUCUUUGAAACAACUUAUUUGGUCAAAUUCAUUUUCUCUGUUUAUGUCUGAAAACAGCUUAGAGCAUUUGAACGAGACAGAGUGCAGCAGCUGGAGGGAGCAGACUGAGAAGAAGAAGACAUGUUGAAUGUUUACUCCGGCCGAUCGGAGACGUGGCCGAGCUAAACGUUGUCACAGCUCAGAAACACUGAGACACGGGGCCGUCACUGAGGUUUAACUGAAGUGCUCAUUCAGAACUAUGAGCGACAAACUCAUAUUUCCAUACAGUGUUUUGUUGCCUUUCAUUCAUCCGUGUGCUCCUCUCUUUUUGUAAAACCAGUUUCCUCCUUCAUCCUCUUGUUCCCGCUGCUCCUCCGGAGGCUCCAGGUGGGGAGUGACUGAGCCGAUGCACUGAGUCACUCAGCCAGAGGAGGAGGUUGACCUAAUAACAUUUCCAUGCCUGCAAUUUCGUGUGUGUGAGAGAGAGAGGGAGAGAGACUGAGACACUUCUAAAAGUAGAAGAUAUAUUGUGGAGAGAGCAAAGGCUGAAGGAUAGAGGAGGAGGAGGAGGAGGAGGAGGAAGGGGCUGAUGUUGGAUUAACUUUUGGUUGCAUGGUUGCACACCUGCAGAGCCUCAUAAUUGGCUGUGAGCAACAGACAGAGCGACAGCACCUGCUGUUUUGCUCUAUUAAUAUCACUCUGACUCACUGGAGGCUUCAGGAUGUGUGUAUGUGCUGGUGCGCUCAUGUCUGCCAUGAUACCUCUGUGCCCUAAUUCCUGGCCCGGUGAUGCAAACUGGUUCUGCUGCUUCCACAGUCACUGCCAAACUAUCACGACGCGUUUCCUCCCGAACGCACAGUCGAAGAGCUCCGCUGCCUCCGACAGGCUCGCUGGAGGAGCUGAAAGUGACAGAUUUGUCUGGAUCAUAGGAAGCCUCCUCUGGCAGAGAUCUGUUUACCUGCAGGUCGCUGAUCUCUGUGCAUUAAUGAUGCAGCAGCUCCAGUAAAACAAACCAUGGUAUUAUCUUUCUGUGUUCCGGUUUACAUGCCUCCUGACAUGAGUCGAAGAGGGGGAUUUACUUUACCUGAGGAGAUGUAGGUCGCAGGGUUUUACCUUUGUAGGUGAUCAUGGACAGGAGAGGGCUCAGGUUUCGGUAAUUAGCUCUUUUUCUAGUUAAGUUAAACCUCAUUCUCAGAGAUACAAUGGCACUUAGCCCAGCUCUCUGCGAGAUAAGUAUUUUUGAGGGCAUCAGCACUUAUAGAUAUCAGUCUCCUGGUUUUUUUUUCCAUCAAGAUCCCUGAGAUAUUGGUGAAAAUGUCAUAAAUUGCCUCAUGAUAUUAAAGAAAGAGAAGGAAGAGGAUGUCAGAUGUUACAAGUUGAGUUAAAACUUCAUCAUCAUGAUGUUCACAGUGAUGGAUCACGUAUCUCAAGCAGAUUCCGGCUCCCGAAAUGUGUUCAAAGAUAAGCAAACUUGCAGAAACGCCAGUUUUAAAAUGAGGUUUCAUGAUCAACUCUCUGCAUCGUGCUCCUCUCACACUCUGCUCCUCGUGUGUCUGCACUUUGCUGUUGUCAAGACACUUUACCUGACGACACGUUCAUUUUGCAGUAUUGAAAAAACGAGUGUUUACCUCUGUGAACGUCACUGCCGCUCACCACGGUGAUGUACAGUGUCUCAUCUGUUGCACCCAGUGCUGCACCGUGAGCUCUGACCUGCGGACUCAUGCGGGUCGAGGCUGAGCUCCGUUUCUCACUGUGAUUGUAUUCUAAGUUUGGAGUUGGAGGGAUGAGGGUGGUUGACUGAUCCAUGCCUGUGAGCGGGGUGCUGCGUUCAGGGUGCAUCCUAUCUUACCCACUCGUCUUAACCCGGAGCUAUACCUCUCUGUGCUCUCAGUGUGUGAUGCUACUAAUUUUCGCAGAUCAAACAGUGAUAAACAUCCAUUUGAAUAAUUGGAGAGUUGUGUAAUACUUGCCAUAGUGAUGUGGACACAGUUGUAUCUUGGAAGUGUGUAAUUUAGGUUGUGUAUUAACGUGGCAUCUGCAGUGUCCGUGUUGGCUUGUGUCUACACCGCUGACCUUUAAUCCAGUGUUGUUUCCUCCACUGUUCCGACUGUCACUGUACGUUUUUGUAAAAUAGAAAAGAGAUUAAAAAAAAACUGCAGAAGAAGAAAAAUAUU